Malania oleifera is the source of this 2392-nucleotide messenger RNA. RefSeq names its product microtubule-associated protein 70-2-like. The record is from RefSeq and is a predicted model, not a curated record. Lineage: Eukaryota; Viridiplantae; Streptophyta; Magnoliopsida; Santalales; Ximeniaceae. The transcript has 11 exons. Gene Ontology annotation, biological process: cytoskeleton organization. Gene Ontology annotation, molecular function: microtubule binding. Bases 217 to 2055 code for a protein of 612 amino acids.
GCAUUUAAACCCCGCUUAAACCCCCUGCUUAGUAGCUCCAUGUGUAAAUGCUCGCUCGGACAUCAAGGAAAACCUCUCUCUCUCCUCCCUGUCUAGGCGCAGGUUUUGUCCUUAUCAGUCUCUCUCUUCUUUCUCACUCUACUUUCUCUCUCUAUAUUGGGAAUUCUUUCUAGGUUUGGGAUGAAGAUUAUUUGAGCGUACGGGGUCGGAUCUUCUAUGGCGACUACCCACAUUGGCGGUAGGAGCGGGGAGGAGACGCCGGGCUCGGAGCCCGGGAAGCCGGCGGCGGUCCUUACAACGUCAGCUUCAUUCAAGGGGGCGGCCAGGAAGAAGCCGAGCCCCAUCAUCUCCCGUGCCGGCUCCGAUGUCGACGACAUCAUCAACCUCUUGGGCUCCGAUCCAGUGCGCGUCGAGCUCAACCGCCUCGAGAACGAGGUCAGAGACAAAGAUAGGGAAUUGGGAGAUGCACAUGCAGAAAUCAAGGCUUUGAAAUAUUCAGAGCGUCUCAAAGAGAAAGCAGUUGAAGAGCUGACUGAUGAGCUAAAGAAAGUGGAUGAGAAGCUGAAAGCAACAGAAGCUCUUUUGGAAAGCAAGAACCUUGAGAUUAAAAGGAUAAAUGAUGAGAAAAAGGCAGCUCUGGCUGCACAAUUUGCAGCUGAAGCCACACUUCGAAGGGUCCAUGCUGCCCAAAAAGAUGAUGAGAUGCCCCCAAUUGAGGCCAUCAUCACACCACUGGAGGCAGAGCUAAAGCUGGCCAGGCUGGAGGCAGCCAAGCUGCAAGAUGACAAUAGAGCACUGGAUCGACUUACUAAAUCUAAGGAGGCUGCCCUUCUUGAGGCUGAGAAAUCUGUUCAGAUUGCUUUGGCAAAAGCAUCUUUGGUUGAUGAUCUGCAAAACAAAAACCAAGAACUAAUGAAGCAGAUUGAAAUAUGCCAGGAAGAGAACAAAAUUCUGGACAAAAUGCAUAGGCAAAAAGUAGCAGAGGUUGAAAAGCUAACACAAACUGUUCGCGAACUUGAAGAGGCUGUUUUGGCUGGGGGAGCUGCUGCUAAUGCUGUACGUGACUACCGGCGGAAAGUGCAAGAGAUGAAUGAGGAGAGAAAAACCCUGGACCGGGAAUUAGCUCGUACGAAGGUUACUGCCAAUCGGGUUGCUGUUGUCGUUGCAAAUGAAUGGAAGGAUGCUAAUGACAAAGUAAUGCCUGUAAAACAGUGGCUUGAAGAGCGGAGAUUUUUUCAGGGAGAAAUGCAGCAGCUUCGAGACAAACUGGCUGUUGCUGAGCGCACUGCAAGGGCAGAAGCACAAUUAAAGGAGAAAUACCAACUACGGUUUAAAGUUUUGGAAGAAAGACUUAAAGCAUCUUCAAAUGGUAAUUCCCGCACUACCUCAGAAGGUAGAAGCAUAAGUAAUGGGCCUUCACGACGUCAGUCUCUUGGUGGGGCAGAAAAUUUGUCCAGAUCAUCCUCUAAUGGCUUUAUGCCAAAGAGAACAUCAAAUUCACCAUAUGGAUCCUUCCGAUCCAACAGUGCAAGUGCAUUGUUAAAGAAUGCCAAGAUUUCUUCAAGAUCAUUUGAUGGUGGUAGUAGAUCACUAGAGAGAGAUAAAUUGAUUUCAGAUGCAAAUGUGAAGAAUAAUGCACCCACCAAUCAUGGUAACCCGACCGAAAGUACUCAAGUGACUGGUACAGAUAUGGCAGCUGAAGUAAAUCCAAUUGAGAAAACAAAAAUAGAACAUGAAGAUUAUGUUUCAGGAUUGCUGUAUGAUAUUUUACAGAAAGACGUCAUAUCUUUGAGGAAAGCGUGCCAUGAGAAAGAUCAAAGCCUCAAUGACAAGGAUAUUGCAAUUGAGAUGUUGGCCAAGAAGGUUGAUACAUUGAACAAAGCAAUGGGGGUGGAGGCCAAAAAGAUGCGGAGAGAAGUAGCUGCCAUGGAAAAGGAAAUUGCUGCUAUGCGUGUUAGCAAAGAGCAUGAUAUGCGGGCACGGCGUGCCAGUGCUCCCAGGGGUGCUUUAAAUAGCACCCAAUCAAUUUCCACUAGGAAUGUGCGAAAUGCAUAGACAAAGUUUGCAGAAAAUUGGUCAAAGUCAUCUCUUAGUUCUGCAGCUCCACUCUGCUGUUGAUACAUUUGUAUGAUUUUAUCAUGAUUUUCCCCUUUUCUUCCUCCGGAUCUCCCUCGGCUGUCUCGACUCUUGACCAACUGUUCAAUUUGUGAAGAACUGACUCAAGAUUUUUGGGGACCUGAUUCCAGUCUUGUAUAUUUCUGUAAUAGUAUUAUUAUUGUUAACAAUUAAUCUCAAGUAACGUGUGCCAAAAAUUACACAAAAAAGCAAGAGAACUUUCACAGUGUAAUGCAGGAAUAGUGUGGAUAAAUGAAAAGGAAUUUCCUUUUGGUUU